UGGCUCCCGCACCACACUCCCUCCCCUGCAACCUGGCAACGCGCACCCACGUCGGCGAAGUGCUCGAUCACUGCCCCCAUUGCCGCCGGCGACGAUCACCCGCGAAGCCGCCGCCGCCAUAGACAAGCCUACAAGCUGAUGGCGAGGCCGCAGCAACGAUACCGCGGCGUGCGGCAGCGCCACUGGGGCUCCUGGGUCUCCGAGAUCCGCCACCCUCUCCUGAAGACGCGGAUAUGGCUGGGCACGUUCGAGACGGCGGAGGAUGCGGCGCGGGCGUACGACGAGGCGGCGAGGAUCAUGUGCGGGCCCCGCGCGCGCACCAACUUCCCGCUCGCCGACGCCACCGCGGCGGCGGCGGCGGCCGCCGCGUCCUCGUCGUUCCUCUCCGCCGCGCUCGUCGCCAAGCUCCACCGGUUCAACCUGGCGUCCGUGCAGGCCACGCAGCGGCAGAGGGAGGCCGCCGCCACCGCCGCCGCGGCCUCUUCGGCCUCCGCCACGACGCCGCCGCUCGGCAAUGCCGCCGCCGCCGACGACGACGCGCGGACCACCACGACGUACGGCGCGGAAUGGAGCGGCAGGUUCCUCGAGGAGCAGCACGUCGAGCAGAUGAUCGACGAGCUGCUCGACUCCAACUUCUCCAUGGAGAUCUGCUACUAGCACUGUGUGACACACACACACACACUCUGUUCUUGCACCAGCGAGCACUGCAUCCGAAUGCAUACGUGUUCUUUCAGUUCUUCACCACCACUAGUACGUGUAUAUUACUACCAAGUAGUAUCAUUAGUCAGGCUAUUUAGCAUCCAGCAUAGAGUAAAAAAAAAUCAGCCUUUAUUCAGAAUCCUGAUCUCGGAUUUGCUCUUGAUCAGCGUAUGAGAAUUCUUUUGAGAUAGUUGUUGCAUUUCCGAUCUUCCAAUCCGCAUUACAGUAGUUUAUGCACCAGUGCACCACCAAGCUGAAGAUUCUGAAUGA
Oryza sativa Japonica Group (Japanese rice) is the source of this 969-nucleotide messenger RNA. Its product is annotated as ethylene-responsive transcription factor ERF003. NCBI's taxonomy places the organism in Eukaryota, Viridiplantae, Streptophyta, Magnoliopsida, Poales, Poaceae. The record is from RefSeq and is a predicted model, not a curated record. Gene Ontology annotation, biological process: positive regulation of DNA-templated transcription; response to stress. Gene Ontology annotation, cellular component: nucleus. Gene Ontology annotation, molecular function: transcription cis-regulatory region binding; DNA-binding transcription factor activity.